This is a messenger RNA of Girardinichthys multiradiatus, 446 nucleotides long. RefSeq names its product small integral membrane protein 20 (gene smim20). Gene Ontology annotation, biological process: mitochondrial respiratory chain complex IV assembly. Gene Ontology annotation, cellular component: mitochondrial inner membrane. The record is from RefSeq and is a predicted model, not a curated record. The coding region runs from base 93 to 302 and encodes 69 amino acids. The transcript has 3 exons. NCBI's taxonomy places the organism in Eukaryota, Metazoa, Chordata, Actinopteri, Cyprinodontiformes, Goodeidae.
GUCGGUUGUAACCUUUCCCACCGGAAACAGUCAUGCAAGUAAACCCAGUGAGUUUUUGGAGGUGAGAUCGUAGUUUCACAUGCAACAAAAACAUGUCUAAAAACACAAAAAUAGCGCUGGUGUUUGGAGGCUUUAUAACGGCGGUGGCCGCUGCGUUUUAUCCCAUAUUUUUCUAUCCUCUGACACAUAAAGACGACUACAGAGAAGUCCAGAAGGUGAACCGGGCAGGAAUCAACCAGGCAGACGUGCAGCCUGCAGGUCUGAAGAUUUGGUCUGAUCCGUUCAAGCCUGCAGACAAAUGAUGAAUAAAGCUGAUCCUGCAGACGUCCUGCACAUUGAUGCUGAUUAAUAUUGUUGAGGAAUGCUUGGUGUGUGUCUGAGUGAAAUACUUACAGAUUAUUUGGAUGUGUUUCUACUUAAAUAAAGAUAAACAGACAAAAAAAAAA